AUGGAUCUUUUUCACGUUAAUGGUAGGAAAUUUCCAAUCCAGGGAGAUUUUCUAGAAGGAGUCGAACUUAUUUCUUUUUAUGCAGCUGUAUUGGAAGGUUAUAUAGGGUUUAUAAUUGUUGUUGAUAAUAAAGCUAGUGGUUAUCCAGUCUAUGUCGUAUCCUUAAUAUUUAAUGAUUAUGACAGAUUUGUAGGGUUUGACCAAUGCAAGGUUUUUGAUAUGUUGUCUGGUUGUAUUCAUCAUUGUCAUGAGUUUAAUCUUGACGAAGAUGGCGUUUGUUUACGAGAUCAGCCAGAUAUUCGACACGUUGAUCCGUGUAAUAAUAUUUUGAGAGUCUAUGGAGAUAGUGAUAUUGGGUUCAAUUAG
Funneliformis geosporum is the source of this 366-nucleotide messenger RNA. The record is from the annotation of a GenBank genome assembly. NCBI's taxonomy places the organism in Eukaryota, Fungi, Glomeromycota, Glomeromycetes, Glomerales, Glomeraceae.